GCGCGCCAGGAUCCGUGUUGUGAGCCGGUUCAGCGGAGUUUCGUGCGCCCAGCAGGCACAGAAUCCAGACUGUUUGAGAAGCCUGCAGGGACAUGUCAUCGUUGCUGGAUGCCUGGUGCUCAAUAGAAACUUGGCAGCUCGGUAGCUCCUCUGAACAAGUGCAGGAUGUCACCAGGAAUCAGAGCCCCGACGAAUUUAGAUGUCCUGUGAUUCUAAAUGCGUUGUCCUGUCCAGUGAAACCUUGUUCCACUGAUAAACUGGCAGCUUGUCGGGCCACAACAGAGGGAAACUGGAGGAAAUACCAUUGACAUCCAAGGCUUACCAGAUUGCCCCAUCUCAGAGGGAAGUCUCUGACUGUUAUUUGAAAUGCUGAGAAACUUGUUUCGGAGGAGACUUUUUUCUUAUCCUGCAAAAUACUAUUUGGUGGGUCUUGUCCUCUCUCUAAUUACCUUCUCUGUUCUAAGAAUUCAUCAGAAGCUGGAAUUUGUUAAUAUCAGACACUUGGAGCUUGCUGGAGAUGAUGCUGAUAGCAACAUUAAUUGCACCAAAGUUUUACAGCAUGACCCAGAGGAAAUCCAGAAGGUGAGGCUUGAGUUGCUAACAGUGAAAUUUAGGAAGCGCCCGCGGUGGACACCGUAUGACUAUAUAAACAUGACCCGUGACUGCGUCUCUUUCAUCAGGACGCGCAAAUACAUUGUAGAGCCCCUUAGUAAAGAAGAGGUCGGCUUUCCAAUUGCAUACUCCAUAGUGGUUCAUCACAAGAUUGAAAUGCUCGACAGGCUCCUGAGGGCCAUCUAUAUGCCGCAGAAUUUCUACUGCAUUCACGUGGACAAAAAAGCAGAGGAAUCCUUUUUAGCCGCAGUGAUGGGCAUUGCGUCCUGCUUUGAUAAUGUCUUUGUGGCCAGCCAGUUGGAGAAUGUUGUUUAUGCAUCCUGGAGUCGGGUACAGGCUGAUCUCAACUGUAUGAAGGACCUGUACAGAAUGAGUGCAAACUGGAAGUACUUGAUCAAUCUUUGUGGUAUGGAUUUCCCUAUUAAAACCAACCUAGAAAUUGUCAGGAAGCUCAAGUCAUUCUCGGGUGAAAACAACCUGGAAACUGAGAAGAUGCCUCAGAACAAGGAAGAAAGGUGGAAAAAACGAUACGUCAUUGUUGAUGGGAAGCUGUCAAACACUGGGGUAGUCAAAGCGCCACCUCCACUCAGAACUCCUCUCUUUUCAGGCAGUGCCUACUUUGUAGUCAGUAGGGAGUAUAUAGGCUACGUGCUAGAAAAUGAAAGUAUCCAAAAGUUCAUGGAGUGGGCACAAGAUACAUACAGCCCGGACGAGUACCUCUGGGCCAGUAUCCAGAGGAUCCCUGAAGUCCCUGGUUCUCUCCCCUCAAGCCACAAGUACGACCUGUCUGACAUGAAUGCUGUCGCUCGCUUUGUCAAGUGGCAGUACUUUGAAGGCGAUGUUUCCAAAGGCGCCCCUUACCCGCCAUGCAGCGGAGUCCAUGUGCGCUCCGUGUGUGUUUUCGGAGUUGGUGACUUGAGCUGGAUGCUUCACACACACCACUUUUUCGCCAAUAAAUUUGACAUGGAUGUUGACCCCUUUGCCAUCCAGUGUUUGGAUGAGCAUCUGAGGCAUAAAGCCUUGGAAGCCUUAGAACACUAACUGCUGUCGGGAAUCCUGGGGAAAAUAAGGAUGUACAAAGUGUUACCCUCAUCUGUUUCCUUUGUCUUAUGUGGGGUCCUCUUUAGGGUGAUGGCUUUUAAGUCCGUGUCAGAGACGCUGCAUGAAUUGUGCAGAAUACAGUUACAAGAGAGGUUGAUGCAUUAAGUGUUCUACAGCAAUUGUGAGGAGAGAGUUAAAAUGGCUGGAAGCUGGGGAAGAUUUUUAUGGACAGAGGGGACCCAGGUGAUUGGGAAAGAGGCCAAUGGAGGAAUUAGCCUCCCUGACUAAUGAAAAAACCAAACAGGUACUUAAUCUAGAGGAGAUUUGAUCUGUGCCAAAAUUCUCAAGAGAAUUUUAAACAUGAUAAUUUUCUUAACGUGAAUAAAUUUGUAGCAACAACCAAUCACAAAAAUACCUUGUAUAUUCUUUUGGAAUGGACAUUUGAUUUUCCUCUUAAGUUAUCCUUGUAAAUAAUCUACUUCCUGCUGUGACUCUGUGGGUGUGGUGUCUCUGUGUGUCAUCUCAGGGAGUUUAAAAUAUGUUCAGCAUGAAUAUCUCUAUCUUAAGUUUUGCUUAUAACUAUGCAUACAUGUUUUCAAAAGCAAGGGAGAAGGGACAGUUUCUAGCUCAUGAUUUUAUGGAGUCUUUUAAGUUACUAGGAAAUUCUAGGAACCAGCUGGGUGUGUGGCCUGUGCCUGUGAAGGAGGAGGAUUGUUCAAGCUCAAGUGAUAGCAGCUAGGCUGGGCAAAAUAACAAGACCCCGUCUCUUUAGAAAGGAGAAGAAACAAAACUCAAUUUUUCCAGCUAAAUAAUCUUUUAUCCGGUCCUCCCAGACUGUGCAUGCUGUCAAGCAGCAGACAUGUUGCUAUUUUAUCAAUGCUUUGGUUCUUUGGGGUGAUUCAGUCACCAGUAACUGGUGCAGAAAACUAGGGAGGAUGAAGAAGGUGUUCAGGGGAAGGAGUCUGGGAUGGCCGUUGCAGAGGCCCGCUACAUUCCUGUUUAUAGCCAGCAGCUGGUUCUGUCCUAAGAAAUUAAGGUUUCUGCCUACUGGAUGGGCUAGUGUCAGGUGGUGGCAUCCUGACCUUGUUAUCUGCCCACUGGAUUUUCUUAGCCUGCUGGUUGCUAGUUUCUCCCUCUCUCAUGGCCCUUGAGGCGGGGGAAAGAAGCACACUUGUGUCCACAUGAACUAUUUGAAGGCCUGGGAAGAGCGCUGUGGUAUCACAGUGUGUUUUCACCAAAAGAGAAAAAUGGUAGUUUCUGCAGUUCUGACUCUCAUCUCAAGUGGAAUUUGUUUUGUUUUGUUUUCCCUCUCCUAAUAUUAUUUAGCUGAAUCUAAACUGUUUGGCCAGAAUCAUAGUGAAUGUGUAGUUUUGGCGCCUGUCCUGG
Onychomys torridus (southern grasshopper mouse) is the source of this 3039-nucleotide messenger RNA. RefSeq names its product glucosaminyl (N-acetyl) transferase 1 (gene Gcnt1). Bases 367 to 1653 code for a protein of 428 amino acids. NCBI's taxonomy places the organism in Eukaryota, Metazoa, Chordata, Mammalia, Rodentia, Cricetidae. The record is from RefSeq and is a predicted model, not a curated record. Gene Ontology annotation, molecular function: beta-1,3-galactosyl-O-glycosyl-glycoprotein beta-1,6-N-acetylglucosaminyltransferase activity. Gene Ontology annotation, cellular component: membrane. The transcript has 3 exons.